Messenger RNA from Hydra vulgaris (swiftwater hydra), 2013 nucleotides. RefSeq lists its product as uncharacterized. The record is from RefSeq and is a predicted model, not a curated record. NCBI's taxonomy places the organism in Eukaryota, Metazoa, Cnidaria, Hydrozoa, Anthoathecata, Hydridae.
UUUUCCAAAUAUUCAUCUAUUAUCUUUAAAUUUGAUUGGUUGUUUACUUGCAGCCUCCAUAUUAGUUUUAAACAAGCGCGCUAUUUAAUAACUGUCAUUUAUUCGUUACUUAUAAAAUUGGAAUUGCUGUUAUCUAUUUUAAAUUUUACUCUCUAAGAAGUCGUUCAAUUAUUUUAUUAAACUAAUGGCAUCAAAUAUCUUUUUACCUGCAAACGUUAAACAAUGGGAUUUAUUGGAUUGUUGCAGUUGGCUAGAUUCCAUCGGAUUAACUAAUUAUAUAGAUGCUUUUAAAGGUAUUCUAUAAUUUGUUUAAAUCAUAUUUGUGACAUGGAAAAUACAUUUUUUUGCUCUAUUUGCCACCUAACAACCAUUUCCCUUUCUAAGUUGCUGAGACAUUUAACGGUUUUCCACAGCCAUGAUUUUAACUUUAAUGUAGAAUGCUGUUAUACAAGUUGCAAAAAAACAUUUUAUAAAAUAAAUAGUUUUCGUAAGCAUGUUUACCGUUAUCAUAAGAAUUAUGGUUUAAAACAAAAAGGUAAUGACCAUCAUGUGUCUGUGGUUGGUAAAGAAGAAUUAAUUUUUAGUUGUGACACUUCUAAAGUAGUAGUUGAUAGUUACUCUCUUUUUUUAAAGAUUGUGUCUGAAUUAAAAUAUUGUGUUGGAUUAAUGUUUCUGAAAUUGCGAGAAAAACAUGUAGUUUCCAGCCAAGUUCACAUUGAAUUUGUAUCUGAUUUUAAAGAACUGUUUCAAACCUUUUUGACAUCAUACAACAAUGUCAUUGAGAAGUGCUUACCAAUGCCGAUAGAUGCUACAUUUAAAAGUAUUUUAGAUAGUGACCUUCUGUGUGAUGUCUUUUCACAUUUUAUGAAUGAAUAUCAACUUGUUAAGUUUUGUAAAAAUACUCUUUCUAUGGUUGAGCCAAUAGAAGUUAAGAUUAUUGAUACAAAUAAAAAAGUUCAUAAAUUCCACUAUAUAAGCUUGAAACGUAAUCUUGAAAAAAUACUUUCAAACGAAGAGGUUUUCAAUGAAUUUGGUAGUUAUUUAAAUAAAGUAACAAUUUCAGACACUAAUAAAGACAAUUUAAGUGAUUUUCAUGAUGGAGAAAUUUUUAAAAAACAUCUUUUGUUUUCCACUGACCCAACUGUAAUUCGUAUUCAUUUGUUUAUAGAUGAGUUUGAAUCUGUUAAUCCUCUAGGCUCCAAGAGAGGCAAACAUAAAAUUGUUGGUAUUUAUUACACUAUUGGAAAUUUGCAUCCACGCUAUCGCUCUCAAAUGUCUCAAGUUCAUUUAGCUGCAUUGGUUCGUUCUAAUAUUUUGAAAAAAACUUCUUAUUCUGAAAUUAUGAAACCAUUAAUUGAUGAACUUAUAGAGUUGAGUAAUAAUGGGAUUAUUUUAAAAACUAACAGUAUGACUCAUUCACUUAAAGUAAGUCUUGCAACAGUUUCAGCUGACAACUUAGGUGCUCAUGCACUAGCAGGUUUUCGCUGCUGUUUUAGUUCAGGUAGGGUUUGUCGAACCUGUCUAGUUCAUUUUGAAACAAUAAGGCUAAAACAAUAUCACAUUGACUGUUAUUUAAGAACAGAUCACAACUACAAUCAACAGUUGAAUGCAAUAAAUAAAUUUCCUGUUAACAAAUCUGUUUAUGGAAUAAAUCAAUCGUGCUGCUUGAAUAAUCUACCAUUUUUUAAUGUUUUAGAAAGUUUUCCACCUGACAUCCACCAUGAUUUCUUAGAAGGAAUAGUUCCUAUGGUUUUAAAAUUAGUCAUCCAAAAAUUGAUAUCACAUAACAUUAUUUCUCUUAAACAACUUAAUUAUGAAAUAUGUAAUUUUUCAUUUGGGUUUAAUGAUAAAAAAAGUAAACCAGUGCCUCUAAGUGCAUCAGUUUUGUCUAAGAAGGGUCGUAUAAUUGGAAAAGCAUCUGAAUUGUGGUGUUUUUUUAGAUGUCUGCAAAUUAUAAUAGUUUUAUUUUUAGCUUUUUGCAGCAGCAAGAGUUAUUACAAAUACAGAUAUUGA